AUGUUUUCCAUGGAACUGAGUGAAUUUCAUGACAUCGCGCAAACAAUCGUGACGAAUGCAAUUAAAGAAUCAACUGUUGAGGAAAAGGUUAACGAACUUGUUGAUUUUUUACAAUCGAUAAAUUUUAAAGUAAUAAAAAAAUUGGAAGGUUUAGAUAGCAACUUCUAUAUACUGGGAUCAGUAGAAUAUUUGAUUCAAAAUCUUGAAGAUAAUACUAUAGCCCUUCAGAAUCUGAAAUCUUCACCGUAUAUUAAACCAUUUUUAGACAUAGUUCAAAAAUGGGAAAUUACUUUCCGCGAAAUUUCGGAGGUAAUAGAAGCCUGGACAGAAUUUCAGACAAAAUGGUUGUAUUUAAGAGAAAUUUUUUUUGAUAAUGAUAUAAAACUACAACUACCUGAAAAAACUAUCAAAUUUGAGGGAAUUAGUCGUACUUUCAAACAAAUCAUGUUUGAUACUGCUGAAAGACCAAACGUCUACAAAUGUUGUAUGAUUCCUGACCGUAAAAAAAAAUUUGAAAAUUUACUUUUUGAGAUAGAUGAAUGUCUUAAGUCAUUACAUGAAUAUCUUAGUUGUAAACGAAUGAUUUUCCCGAGGUUUAGUUUUUUAUGUGAUGAUGAGUUAUUAAGAAUUUUGGCAGAGAAUGAUACUAUUUUAAUUCAGAAAUAUAUUACAAAAAUGUUUGAUAACAUAGAAAUGUUCAAAUUUCAAGAAGAUGAAGUAAAUAAUGAGACUAAAAUGAUUUGUACUGCUGUCAUUUCUUGCGAAUGUGAAAUUAUGGAACUAAAAAAUCCAGUAAUCAUUAAUACAAAAGUAGAAAUAUGGAUGGCAACAUUACUGGAGGAAAUUAAAAAUUCUAAUCGACAUUUAAUAAAAAAAGCUAUCUAUAUUUACGGCAAGAUGAAAAAACCUCGAAUUGAAUGGUUGUUUCAGUUUCAAGGUGUGGUAAUAUUUGUAGUCAAUCAAAUAUGGCGGACAGUAGAAAUCGAGGAAGUAUUUGAAAAAAUAAAGUUAAACAAUAAACGAGCCAUGAAAGAGAAUAAUGUUAUUAAAAUUGAAGACUUCAAAUGGCAGAGUCAGUUAAGAUUUUAUUGGAUCUAUAAUUUAGAUAACUGUUGGAUUAAUCAAUGUACUGGACGAUUCGAGUAUGGUUAUGAAUACAUGGGCUUAAAUGAAAGACUAGUUGUAACUCCUUUAACAGAUCGUAUUUAUUUGACUAUUACACAAGCUCUGUCAGUACAUUUAGGUACAUCCUUGGCAGGAUAUGCUGGUACAGGAAAAACUGAAACAGUGAAAAAUUUAGCAAAAACAUUAGGAUUAUUAUGCAUUGUAACCAAUUGCAGUGAAGGAAUAGACCAUGUAACUAUUGGGGAAAUUUUCCGAGGAUUAAUACAAUGUGGCGCAUGGGGCUGUUUCGAUGAAUUUGAUCAUAUAGAUGUGUCGGUUCUUUCCAUUAUUUCGUUACAACUACAAACACUUCGUUCAGCACUACAAAGAAAGGCAACGAAAUUCUUGUUCCAAACCCAGGAUAUUGCCUUAGAUCCUAAAUGUGGGUUAUUCAUUACUAUGCAACUCAGUUACGAUAAUCAAACUCAGCUUCCGGAAUCAGUUAAAGGAUUUUUCAGACCGAUAGCUGUCGUCGUACCUGACAGUGAAUUAAUUUGUCAAGUUAAACUGUUCAGCGCUGGAUUCUUAACAGCAAAAAGCCUAGCGAAAAAAAUAACAGUGCUUUAUCACCUCGCGAAAAAUCAAUUAAGUAAACAAAAUCACUAUGAUUUCGGACUGAGAGCUCUUGUUUCAAUUUUAAAUAGAGCCAGAUAUUAUAAAAAAGUAUCAGAAAAUUUAGUAGAAAGUACUAUAUUGUUACGAGCUUUGAAGGACGUGAAUCUUUCUAAAUUCAUUUCUGAUGAUGUUCCGAUUUUUAUUGGACUUCUGAAAAAUCUUUUUUUGGAGUUGGAUAGUUCUAUAACAGAAUAUCCACUAUUUAAUGAAGCUGUAGAGAAUAUUUAUCGACCAUACGAUGUAACUCGAUUUUAUGGAGUUUUGAAUCCACUUAAUCGUGAAUGGACCGAUGGAAUCUUCAGCAAUAUUUUUCGCAAAUUCAAUCAAUCUCUUAAUUUUUCAUUGCUAAAUGAAAAAAGAUUUAUUAUUUUUGACGGGGAUGUUGAUUCAAUAUGGAUAGAAAAUAUGAACUCCGUAAUGGAUGAUAAUAAAAUUUUGACGCUUCCGAAUCAAGAGAGAAUAAAAUUACGAAAUAACUGCAGUUUGAUUUUUGAAGUCGGUCACUUAAAAUAUGCAUCACCAGCCACAGUGUCACGUGUUGGAAUAGUUUACGUCGAUCCUAAUAUUUUAGGGUAUGAGCCAUUUAUAAAGAAAUGGAUUAAAAAUCGACGUGAAUCUGAACAAGAAUUGCUUUUAGUACUGUAUCAAAAAUAUAUUCCUAGAGUACUAGCCCUUAUUAUUGAUGGCAUAUUGGGCUUAGAGCAAGUUGAUCCUUUGCAGAUGAUUAUCCAUCAAAAUGCAUUGAACUUGGUAUCCCAGUUAUGCAAAAUGGUUGAUAGCCUUUAUCCUUCUUGUCAUCAGUAUAAUGAAACAUCAACGAAUGAUAAAGAAUUUCAUGUACAUCAAGCUGAAGAAGAAGAAGAAGAAAAAGAAGCUUUAUUACAUGCCGUAUUUAUCCAAGCAUGUUAUUGUUCAAUGGGCGCUGCUCUUGUUUCAGAAGCUCAAUUCAAAUUUGAUGACUAUAUGAAAGAAAUAUCAGGACUUAUGAUAAUCAAAGAUACUGCGGAAAAGCUAGCUUCAAUAGGUUAUAUUCCUACUGCUUACAAGUUAUUAUACGAAUACGUUUUAGACGUGAAGAAUAAAGUAUGGAGACCUUGGAAAAUGUGUGUUCCUCAAUAUAUUCAUAACAGAAAUCAAGAUUUUCAUGAAAUUUUUGUACCUACCUCUGAUACUCUCCGUACGUUUUGGUUUAUCAGGUUGAUGAAGAGUUUAAAACAGCCUGUUCUGUUAGUGGGAGAAACUGAAACUGCAAAAACUGCAAUGAUUGAAAAUUUUUCAAGAUCUCUUGAUCCGGCUAAAACAAAAUCGACAGAUGUUCAAAGAAGUAUCGAAUCUUAUGUAGAGAAGCGCACGCGAGAUUUAUAUAGCCCACGAUUAGGAAGAACACUGGCAAUCUUCAUUGAUGAUAUGAGCUUACCAAUAGUUGAUUUGUAUGAAACUCAACAGCCUAUUGCAUUUCUUAAGCUUUUUUUGGAUUAUGGUGGGUUUUUAGCAGCAAUGACCGGAGAAAGGCGAAAUAAUGCGGUUGAUCCUCGUUUUAUUUCUUUAUUGGCUGUUUACUACACGGUGCAUCCAGAUAAUACAAGUUUGAAUUACAUCUAUAGUAGCAUAUUAGCUGGACAUUUAGCGAUAUUCAGUGAUGGGAUUCAAGCAAUUACGAAUAUUCUUGUUAAGAUCACUAUUGAGCUAUGUGAGAUUGUUCAAUUCGAAUUACCACCAAUUCCAUGUAAAUUUCAUUAUAAUUUCAACAUGAAAGAUUUCUCGAAAAUAUGCGCAGGACUUCUUCAAAGUAUACCUAGUUAUUUUUUUACGGCUGCACAAUUUGUAAGAUUAUGGAAAAAUGAAAUAACUCGAGUUAUCUGCGACCGGUUAAUUAGUGAGGAGGAUCGAAAUCUUGUGCAAAAUCGAUUGGAGAUGAAAAUAAAAUCAGAAUGGGAAAAGAAUCCUGAUAUAAUUGAAAAUGCUCUCAGAGAUCCAUUGCUUUUUGGUAAUUUCAGAAACGCCCUCAAUGACGAUGGAAUUCAAAAUUAUGAAGAUGUAUUAGAUUACGAGGCUGUUUACAAUCUUUUUAUUGAGAUUCUCGAAUUAUAUAAUAAAAAUAAUGUUAAGCUUGAGAUGAUUCUUUUUAAUGAUGCACUUGAGCAUUUAAUACGUGUUCACCGUAUUUUGAAAAUGCAUCGUGGCCACGUGUUACUUGUUGGAGCAAGUGGAAGUGGUAAACAAUCAGUGAUUAGACUUGCAUCCUUUGCCGCCAAAUGUGAUGUUUUUGAAAUUUUACUUGACUUUACUUAUAAUGAAACUUCUUUUCAAAAAGAUAUAAAAAAACUUCUUAAUUUAGUCGGCAUUGACAACAAUAAAAUUUUGUUUUUAUUCACAUCUGCUCAAAUUGUAGAUGAAAACUUUUUAGAAAUAAUAAAUAACAUAUUAGCCGCAGAGAUUCCUUUUACGUUAUACACGGAAAAUGAAAUUGAUAAAAUUAAUGACAAAUGUAAAGGAAAUGUAACUCAAGAAGGAUAUUGUAUUGACAAAGAAAAUAUUUGGUCCUAUUUCACAAAAACUUGCACUGCAAAUCUCCAUAUUGCAUUGUCGAUGAGCCCAGUAGACGAUCUCUUUAAGAAACAUUGCAGAAACUAUCCUGGUAUUGUUAAAAAUACUACAAUUAAUUGGAUGUUUCAAUGGCCCCAACAAGCUCUUUUUGCAGUUUCUAAUUUUCUAAUGAAAGAU
Molecule: messenger RNA, 4503 nt
Organism: Cotesia congregata
Lineage: Eukaryota; Metazoa; Arthropoda; Insecta; Hymenoptera; Braconidae
Source: the annotation of a GenBank genome assembly